AUGUUGUUCUCAACCCUAGGGGCUCUAUUCGACGUUCAGAGUCCGCCGCCGAUCACAAGCCCUGCUGCGGUGCUGCGCAAGGAUAAGCAAGGGAUUGUCCAUGCCCCUCCAGGCCAUGAGCUCGGCGACCUCCAGCAAGGACGCAGCCAGUCGACUGCCGACGCCUCCCCUCAAUCAGCCACUGAUGUGCAGACACCGGUGACGCCCGGCAAUGCACCGCGCACUAAAUGGCGGCUGUUGAGUGCUUGCUUCAUGAACUUUGCCAAUGGGCUGAACGAUAGCGCCCCGGGAGCCCUAAUCCCUUACAUGGAAACAGACUACAAGAUUGGCUAUGCUGUCGUGUCGCUGAUUUUCGUGACAAAUGCGCUGGGGUUUAUUCUUGCUGCACCGUUGACUCAUGCUCUGGAAAUGAGACUCGGCCGUUCGAGGACUUAUUCUGUUUCUAUGGGCCUGUUGGCGGCUGUAUAUGUGAUCAUCAUCUGCAAGCCGCCGUUCCCUGCAGUGGUGGCCAGUUUCUUUCUCUUAGGCCUGGGCAUGGCUAUCAACCUGGCCUUAAACAAUGUCUUUUGUGCGAAUCUUGUGAACAGUACUACAGCUUUAGGCGGCCUUGCUGGUGCUUAUGGAAUCGGUGGGAUCAUAGGACCGCUUGUCGCAACUGCUUUGGCAUCCCAUGGUGUUCGAUGGUCCUACUACUACAGCAUCAACCUGGCCAUGGCGCUAAUAAACAUGGCGUUUGCCGCUUGGUCAUUCCAGAAAUAUGAGAAGGAUCAUCCGGUACAGUUGCUGACGGCUCUUCACCGCACCGCUUCCCAUCAGACGCAUCAACCAGGCAGAACACACAUCCUUAAGCAAUCAUUGAAGAGUCGGUCCACCCUACUUGGUGCUCUAUUCAUCUUCGCAUACCAAGGAGCGGAAGUGUCAAUCUCCGGCUGGGUUGUAUCGUUUCUGACCACUUAUCGGCACGGAGACCCCUCGCAUGUUGGGUAUGUCAGUGCAGGGUUUUGGGCCGGCAUUACUGUUGGACGGUUCCUACUUUCCCAUCCCGCCCAUCUUGUCGGCGAGAAACUUGCUGUCACUUUACUGGUGCUCGGAUCAGUCGCCUUUCAGCUCAUGACCUGGCUCAUUCCCAACAUCAUCGGGGACGCCGUCGCUGUCGCUGUAGUGGGUUUGCUGCUGGGACCGGUGUAUCCUUGCGCCACCGCCGUGUUCAGUAAGCUCCUGCCGCGCUCGAUGCAGAUGUCCAGUCUGAGCAUUAUCAGUGCAAUGGGAAGCAGUGGGGGAGCCGUAUCGCCAUUCUUCACUGGGUUGCUGGCUCAAAGUGUGGGGACGUACGUCUUACAUCCGAUAUGCAUCGGAUUGUACGGUGUGAUGCUUGUCGGGUGGCUAUCUCUUCCUCGUAUUUCGAAGAGAUCCGAGUAG
Molecule: messenger RNA, 1419 nt
Organism: Aspergillus ibericus CBS 121593
Lineage: Eukaryota; Fungi; Ascomycota; Eurotiomycetes; Eurotiales; Aspergillaceae
Product: putative MFS efflux transporter
Exons: 2
Coding region: 1-1419 (472 amino acids)
Biological process (GO): transmembrane transport
Cellular component (GO): membrane
Molecular function (GO): transmembrane transporter activity
Source: RefSeq, a predicted model, not a curated record